Alnus glutinosa is the source of this 4201-nucleotide messenger RNA. RefSeq names its product putative disease resistance protein At3g14460. The transcript has 3 exons. Gene Ontology annotation, biological process: defense response to other organism. Lineage: Eukaryota; Viridiplantae; Streptophyta; Magnoliopsida; Fagales; Betulaceae. The coding region runs from base 34 to 3687 and encodes 1217 amino acids. The record is from RefSeq and is a predicted model, not a curated record. Gene Ontology annotation, molecular function: ADP binding.
CUCUCUGCCUUCCUCCAAGCGUUGUUUGAUGGAAUGGCAUCUCCCGAGUUCGUGGACUUCUUUCGGCAGCGCAAACUCAACGAAGGAGUCUUAGAGAAGCUGAAGAUAGCGCUGUUGUCCGUGCAUAAACUGCGCGAAGACGCGGAGGACAAGCAACUCACAGAUCGUUCUGUGGGAGAGUGGCUUUCUAAGCUCAAAGAUGUUGUCUACGAUGCUGAAGACGUUUUGGACGAGAUAGCCACUGAAGCCUUGCAACGAAAGUUGGAUGCUGAAUUUCAAACCACUGCAAGUAAGGUACGAAACUCCAUCUCUACUUUUUUCAGUCAUUUUGUCAAGGAUAUAGAGCCAAAGAUUAAGGAGCUACUUGACAAACUAGAAUAUCUAGCAAGUCAAAAGGAUGUUCUAGGUCUAAAACAAGGUGUUGGAGGAGAAUCAUCAAAAAGAUUGCCCACGACUUCUUUGGUGGAAGAAUCUGGUAUUUUUGGUAGGGAUGAUGAUAAGGAAAAAAUAAUAAGCUUGUUGAUCCCAGAGAAUGCAACUGGCAAUGAAAAUCUAUGUGUCAUUCCCAUAGUCGGCAUGGGGGGAAUUGGCAAGACCACCCUUGCUCAGCUUGUAUACAAGGACAACAGUGUGAAGGAGCAUUUUGAUCUUCAGGCAUGGGUUUGUGUUUCGGAUGAGUUUGACGUGUUCAUGGUAACUAAAACAGUUCUUGAGGCAGUGACUUUGUCAGCUUGUGAUAUGAAGGAUUUAAAUAUGCUUCAAGUUACACUGCAAGAGAAAUUGAUGGGGAAGAAAUUUCUACUUGUUUUAGAUGAUGUAUGGAAUGAGAAUUAUGCUGAUUGGGAGGCCUUAAGCAGUCCGUUUAAAUCUGGGGCACGAGGAAGUACAAUCAUUGUAACAACACGCAAUGAUAGUGUUGCAUCAAUCAUGCGCGCUGUUCCAAAUGAUCGUCUAAAGCCGUUAUUGGAAGAAGAUUGUUGGUCAUUAUUUGCAAAACAUGCAUUCCACGAUGGAAACUUUGAUGCAGGUUCAGAGUUAGAAGUAAUAGGUAGACAAAUUGUAAAAAAGUGUGAAGGCCUACCUUUAGCGGCCAAGGCAAUUGGGAGUCUCUUGCGAUCUAAACUAGGUGUUGAUGAGUGGGAGAAGAUAUUGAAGAGCGAAUUAUGGGAUUCGCCAAUAGAUAAGACCAACAUUCUUCCAGCUCUAAGAUUGAGUUACAAAUAUCUUCCCUCACAUUUAAAGCAAUGCUUUGCUUACUGUUCAAUAUUUCCAAAGGAUCAUGUUUUUAAAAAGGAUGAAGUAGUCUUACUAUGGAUGGCGGAAGGUUUCUUAGAAGAAACUAAAAACAAAAGAAUGGAAGAGGUUGGUGAAGAUUACUUUCUUGCUUUGGCAUCAAGAUCAUUGUUAGAACAAUCAAGUGGCAAUAAAUCAGGUUUUGUAAUGCAUGAUCUUGUGAACGACUUGGCAAAAUUUGUAUCUGGGCAAUUUACCUUUAGACUGGAGGUUGACAAUUCUCAUGAAAUUGUGAACAAGACUCGCCAUUUCUCAUAUUUCAGAAGGGGAUUCGGACAUGAUAACUUUAAGAGGUUUGAGGCUCUUUUCGAGGCUACUCGAUUGCACACAUUCUUGCCAUUGGAGUUGUCACCAGACCUUAGUUACUUCUUCUUAACUAAAAGAGUACCACUUGAUUUAUUGCCAAAGUUAAGAUGCUUGCGAGUGCUAUCUCUAUCUCACUAUCAUAAUAUCACCGAGUUGCCUAAAUCAAUUGGCAAAAUUAGGCAUUUACGUUAUUUGAACCUCUCUUUCACUGCAAUUAAAAGUUUGUGUAAUUCCAUAUGUAAGCUGUGCAAUUUGCAGACAUUGAAUUUAUCAGGUUGUGAAGAUCUUGCUAAAUUACCAAGAGACAUGCGAAAACUCAUUAACUUGCGUCAUCUUGAUAUUAGCGGAACUGCCAUAAAAGAGAUGCCAAUGCAGCUGAGUAGACUAAAAUGUCUACAAACAUUAACUAAAUUUAUCAUCAGCAAACAUAGUGGGGCUUGCAUGGAAGAGUUGGGGAAACUUGUAAAUCUUCGAGGAAAGCUUUCUGUUUUAGACAUCCAAAACGUUGUAUCUCCUACGGUUGCUCUGAAAACAUGCUUGAAAGAUAGGAAGUACUUUGAGGAGUUGGUGUUGGAAUGGAAUGCAUUUGAUACUAAUCUUUCAGAAUGUCAAAGAUCUGUACUUGAAAAUCUCCAGCCCCAUAGUAACUUGAAAAGUCUCACUAUCAACGGCUAUGACGCUGAAAGUCUUCCAGAUUGGGUUGGGCAUCAAUCAUUCUCUAAUAUAGCUUCCCUUUGCCUAGAAAACUGCAAGCAUUGUCAUAACUUGCCACCACUUGGGCAGCUACUAUCUUUGCAGGAGCUUUCUGUUGUUGGGUUUGAAGGGGUUGUUAAGGUGGAUACUGAGUUUUAUGGAAGCAAUUUUUCAUCAAUUAAGCCAUUUGGAGCCUUGAAAGUUCUAAGGUUCGAGAAAAUGUUGAAGUGGGAGGAAUGGUCUUCUUUUGGUACUGAAAACGAAGGUGGAGCUUUUCCUCAACUAGAAGAGCUUUAUAUUUAUGACUGCCCAAAGUUAAUAGGAGGGCUACCCAUCCAUCUUUCAUCUUUAGCCAAACUUGAGAUUCAUCACUGUCCGCUGCUGGUGGCUUCACUCGCAACAGCUCCUGUUCUACGCGAAUUGCAGCUAAGAUAUUGUAAUGAGGUUCUGUUAAAGGAAUUGCCAACUGGGCUGCGGGAGCUUAACAUUGGAGGAUUUGAUGCACUAGAGUCCCUUCCCGAGGGACUUGUGGACUCCAUCGGCUGUAUUCAACAUUUAAAAAUCUCAAACUGUCUGAAGUUAGAGCUCCCAACACACCCAGACUUUUCAUCCCUUGAAACAUUGUGGUUGUACAAUUGUGAUUCCCUCAGGUCAUUUCCAUUAGAUUUAUUCCCAAAGCUUUACAAAAUCAAAAUCUCUGUGUGUAAGAAUAUGGAAUCUUUUACAGUUUUAGAACAUGGACGUGAUUUAGUGACCUUGCGUAUUGAGAUUAGCGUUUGCUCCAAUUUUGUAUCUUUCCCAAAAGGUGGAAUUCGUGCCCCCGACCUUUCAUCCUUUUUGGUCAAUAAUUGUGCAAGUCUGAGGUCACUACCAGACAAGAUGCAUAUACUCUUGCCUUCUCUUCAGUCUUUUAGGAUAAUUGAUUGUCCAAGAGUUGAGUCGUUUCCCCAAGGGGGCUUGCCUUCCAAUGUUGAAUCUAUUUUGGUCGAGAGAUGUGAGAAACUCUUUGCUGGACGGCUGGGAUGGGGUUUGCAAAAUCUCUCGUCUGUUAGAUGUUUUUCAUUCGAUGGCGUAUAUGAAGAUAUGGAGUCCUUUCCAGAGCCAGGGUUUCUUCCUUCUUGUCUGACUCAACUUCAUAUUGUUGGGUUUCCAAAUAUGAAAUCUUUGAACAAGAAAGGUCUUCAACACCUCACCUCUCUUCAACAAUUGUCCAUGUGUGAAUGCCCUAAGCUUGAGUACAUGCCAAAAGAGGGGUUGCCUGCCUCCCUUUCUAUAAUUGAGAUCGAAAGAUGCCCUUUGUUGAGGAAACAGUGGCUAAGCAAGAAAGGAAAAGAACGGCGAAAGAUUCCCAACGUCGAUCACAUAUUGAUUGAUUAUGCAGAGUAUAUUGGAUGAGCCAAAAGCCUCGGAAGAACAUCACCUCGAGGGCGGCAACAACAUAUUCACUUAGAAGAUCAAAGAGCUUGGGUCACAAUUACAAGAAGUAAAUAGAGUCCAUGAUCCUGCGAGGCAUGAACGCCUGAAGGAGGAGGCUUUGUCAUACAUUUCAAAUCUCAAGACUUUGCUUAGUGAGAAUGAGAUACAGGGAAAAGUUGCUAGAAAUUUUUGAAGAACAAGUUUGCUUGAGACUUGGAAAAGGCUUGGAGGAGUAGCAGCCAAUUCUAUGGUCCACUACAAAAAUUGUCUUUUUGGAUGGCCCUUUUCUUAAUUCUUGGGUUAAGAAGUUAUUGGAUCGGGUCAUUUAUUUAGCGGAUUUUCAGUUUUUUUAUUUUUUAUUUUUUGGUGGCAUUUAUUAUAUCAUUUAGGUCCAAUGGAUUGUCUUAAGAUAAUGAAAUUAUUGGAGGAGAUACCUUAAUUUGGUUCUUCCUCUCAAAUAAGAUGAUGUAAUCCAUCUGUUAACAGUAGUUUU